GCUUGGUGGUGGAGGCCGAGGAAUGGCGCCGUUGCGAAAUCGGGGAUCCCCGUGACGUCACAGAGGGGGGGGUUUAAAGGACUCGCCGGAGACGUCACAGCAGAGAGACGCGGGCCGGGAGCUGGGGGCUACCACGCACCUGGUCCACCGCGUGCGAACGAACGAACGAGCACUUUUAGUGAACUCGUGUGUCGGGUGGUUUGUUUAAUUGUUAAACUUUGCCUUUUUAGUUUUUAAGAGAUAAACCAUGGAGAGGUUGAAUUUUUCGGCACGCUGCGUGAGGAGGAGAAGACACGACUCUCUCUACAAAAUGGGGUUCUUCUUGCUGUUGUUUGCGGUUGUGGCAUUAGCCAUGGUGUCAAGGACCUCAACGUGCAAACAGGAAAUUCAAUACAAGUUUCAGGACCAUUGCUGUCCCCUCUGCCAUAUUGGCUCUUUCAAGGUACGGGACUGUGAAGCAUCGGGCAAGGAGACGGUGUGUGACUUGUGCACUCCAGGAACGUACAUGGACGAACCCAACCACUCCGAUCGGUGCAUGCGAUGUCGAGAGUGCGAUGCAGUUGCUGGCUUCGUCGUGGCGAAGAACUGCUCCAAUAAGUUAAAUACGGAGUGUCGCUGCCGGGACGGAAUGUACGUGAACCCGCACUACUCGGGGAUCUGUCUGCACUGCCACACGUGCCAGCAGGGACACAAGACUACACAGCCAUGCACCCCUCUCACAGACACCGAGUGUGCACCUUGCCUCGACGGGGAGUACAGUGAUGGACACAACUGCCUUUCUUGCUUAAGGUGCGAAGAUCAACACCUGGAGACCGAACAACCCUGUAGACCCAACAGCAAUACUCAAUGCAAAAAGCACUCAAACAUGUUGGUGAUUGUUGUGACGGUGAGCUUGCUCUGUCUAUUCAUCGUGAUCAUUGUGGUCAUGUGUAUGAAGAAAAAAUCUCCCCGCAGUGCCUUCAGCGAUAUGUGGAACUGGAUUGUGAAACUACUGGGUAUGAGUCCCCGUUCACUACCACCGAUACCACCAUCGAUACCACUGCUGAAACCACCAAACUGCAAUUUGAUUCCGGGUCAUUUCCAUUACAUCAUUGAAGAUGUGCCAGAUGCGGGCUUCAUGCCGCUAAUGCGCCACCUGGGUGUGGCGAAUCACAAGAUUGAAGAGAUCGAGUACAACCAUCCGCACGACCGGAAUGAACAAAAGUACCAAAUAUUGAGUUCCUGGUUUAACUCUAAGGAAUUCGACGUGGAAUGGAGUGUCGUGUUGAAAGGGCUGCAGCAUAUGGGUGACUGGGAGUCCUACAACAGGCUUAUGAAGAGGCUUGUGCAGGGGUCUCCAAGUGUGAGCAUGACCGUGGUGGAAUCCGCAUUUUUGGACAACUGAUGCUGCUGCGUGUAUUGUACGUAUCCGACGUACGGUUAGUUACGUACUCGUAUGGUUAAAAUAUAUGUUUUUGCAUUACCAGUGAUACGUGACAAAAACCGGUUUAAAACACAACUUGAGCACCUUGUUAACUGAGAAAGGAGGGGAGCUGCCGUGGUUGCAAGGUUAGCACACUUCACUCGCGAUCUAGUGGCUAAAACAAUCGGCCAGCUCCCGGUGUCGCAGUUAAAACAAUGGGGGCAGUAUCUUAAUAACCCCCCAUCACCUCUGUCCAGCCACGACUAUGAAUGGAUACACCACAAAUCUUAGAUCAACAGGUCGUGUGUGUAUAGGGUAAAGUGUGGGUAUGCCCACUUCAUCUAAACGUCUGGUCAGCAUGAAAAAGUAGAUAAACCACCCUCUAGAGGUCCCUCCAAUGGUGGCGUGACCAAGCAAGCGACUAGUUGAAGGGCAGGUAUACGAUGAUAUGACCGAGACCACAGUGCCUUUUGUACAUUAACGUGUUCUAAUCAGUAAAUUAAUGAAUAACGUUUUACUGGAAUUGGUCACCGGUUCUUGAUUUUCGGAACCGUUAAUCAAUAAACCGGUUGCCGGUUGACUGGUUAUAGAUUAACAACCCUCAUAAUUACCAGGCGUGUGGAUCCUCAGGACGUUUUCUCGAUUUUUGAAUGAAUAAAACAAAUCCUGAAAUUGGGCCUAGAUAUGAUAUUCGGGGUGACAUUUUUGUUUUAUUUGAGAUAUAUAUAAGGUAUGCUUUCAGCUGAAACGAUAUCAAGCAUAUCACAUCACUGCUGUGAAUUUCCUGCCAAAAGUGGCAUGUUUGGAAGAAUUUCAACUCGAGCAUUAAAAAUAUCGGGUUAGCUGCCACGCAAUGGACGUUCUUCUUUGCAGGAUUGUGAGUGGUAAAAUUCUGCCCCCUUGUGUGGAUAAGGGGUUACUUGGAAGAGUUAUCAGCGGGUCUUUGAUAUAGGCUUCUGCCAACCAGUCUCGAAGGUGAAGUUGGCAACGUUUUCAUUUGUGGAUAUCGAAGUUUUUAAGCAAUUUGAUACCCCCUGGAAGCUUGGGUGGAUGUCAGUGAUCCUGCCCGUGAAUCGGAGGCGCGGCUAGUAUCAGAUCAUGUGAUUGACGAUCUGGUUCCGUUGGCCACACGGUCACAUGACGGACUAUUUUUCAAUUUUUGUUGAUGAAGGAAGUGACCGCGUCUGCCACGUGCCGCUUUGCAGUGGUUUACGGCCGUCUGAGGAGAAUUCCGCGUGGAUUCUUUGUCUCAUGACAUAACUCCGGGUAGCACGAUCGAGAUAAUCAUUGGGGGGAAAAAAGACUCAAAUAUUUAAGGAAACAUUCCAAAGCAUCAAAGUUAAGUCUUGUACUCACAGCCAAUUCUUCCAGACAAGUGUGUGCAUUCCAAUGUAGCUGUGUAUAACUUGCUAUUGAAUGUAUCUUUGAUUCUAUUGUAAUUAACUUCCCAAUCAUGUUUUUGGCAAAACGAUAGGUGAGUUACUUCUUGGGGAAUCUUAAAAGUAUCUUCAUAGCAUCCACAUUAUCUCUUUUCUAUAUAAGUGUGACGUAUAUAGCAAAGAGAUUAUUCCAUUAUUUAUAUUAAGCUGUCGACUAUUUAUUUUGGAAAAUCUAUUAUACUUCCAUCUUAACCCACCGAAGAUGUGACAUUUUUAUAUACAGCUCGGGGAGAAUUGUUAUUCUAAAUGUGCCAUCCCUUUUAUAUAGUUCUCAUUCUAUAAAUGUCACGACAUGAAAAACAAAAAAGUUGAAAAUAACGGCACUGCAUAUUUAUUACCGUCAGCCGGACCGUCAAUUGACCCUGAAACAAAUCAAAGGAUCCAACCUGAGGUUACUUUCUACGUACGGACAAAAGCAAAACAUGCUGCUCCUUGAAGAAUGUGCCAAUUGUGAGAACCCCUUAAGGUUAACACAGCCAUCAUGCAGGGCUCCUAACUGUGGUCGGUAUCAUACACGUGCUUUGCCACUCACGUGUCUCCUGUGUUGCCGAUAUGGAACACACCGCUGUACAGUACCGGAUGAAGCUAGUGCGGGGCCUAGAGCAUGUGUUAUAAAGGGGCCCUAAAUAAAUAAAUAAAACUGAUUUUAUAACUAAUUUUUUACUUGCAUGGUGAAGUAAUUGUAUUUUUAAAUUUGCUAUACAGCCAGAUAAUACGACAAAUCGCUAACCCAGUCGUUCAUAAAAGCUGAAGGCAGUAUAGUACUAUAGUAAUAGAGUAAGUGCAGAAUCACUGAACUGGAAUUGAUGGACGGCUAAAGUUUGGUUUGAGUCAUAAUAAGGUGUUAAGUCGGUUUUGACGUACACGUUCAUUUCAGUUUUUGAUAUUUGGCAGUGUCCAGUUUUAUUCCUUGCAUUUUAUUGGGGUUUCCCCGACCCCCCCCCCCCCCCCCCCCACUUAUACAUGGAAUAUCCGACUGCAUUUUUUUUGUUCGGGGAUGCACUGUUUACCCGUGACCUAACUGAUGCUGAUUGCGAGUGGCGCUUGCGCACUUCCAUAAUCGAACACGUGUCGGCAGCUUGACCCGAGGUACACACUAGCACACUGUUCACUGUGAAGGUCCUUGGUCUAUGAAGUUUGCAUAGAUUUUUGUUUCAUUGUAUUGCUUAACCACUACUUUUCAAAGUGAUACCGGAAUCCAACCCUUUUGUCUGGCUGUGUGUAAACCACAGUCGUCAACUUCUUUCAUAUGGAUCUGAAUUGAGUAGCAACUAUAAAUCAAUGCCGAGGUUGUGAAUUCGCUGCUGGCUUCUGGGCAUAGAGACGGAAUCCCAAUCGGGCCCUUGGAGAAUGCUCGCAUGGGACAUGAGUUCGCGAUGCGUUCCACUGGUUGUUGCAGUUCAGAUACGAGGUAAGGCAACCUGCUUGUGAGGCAUUUAAGCCUCUUGAUGGCUGGAUGUUGGGGGUGCCACGGUGGCGAGAUGUUAACUACCUCACCUGGUAUACAAGAGGUGGUGAUCCGGCUUCCCCCCUCCACAUUUAUAAACAUCCGUUUAGAGUAUUUGGCUGCUAUAAAUUUCCACGUGAUAAGUCACUUCGUUGAUCUAUCAUUUGUGGCUAGGUCGCUUAAGAAAAAUAGCUAUAUAGCUCAAGGGCCUUACCUAGUAAAAUAAAAAAAUAGUUUUGCUUUUAGUUUGAUGGUCGUGGAAUCAGUGAUGAGCUGCUUACUCAGGAUGACGUUUGCACUCCCCCAAUUGUUCUUCCACUGGUCUCCCGUGCCGCUCAGCGUGCGGCCGAGUCUUUCUGCCGUGUUCCAGAAUGGCUUUCUUGAUUUAACGUGUAUUAUUGGGAGGUUUUUGAGGUCUCCUUAGAUGGGCAGUUCUUUAAACCGCAGUAAAUGAAAUGUAAAGUCUUGCUGUCUUCCAAUAUAAUCUCACAUUCCAAAUAUGCCAGCCUGAUCUCUUCUGGACUUCCGAGUCGAGCUCGAAACUUGAAUCCAUUUGUGAAAUUGUGCACGUUACAAGUUGCCAUUAUUCAAAUGCGAAUUAAUAUAUUUGAUGCACUGUGUCUGAUGAUGAGUCGUAAACAAAAAUAGGACCUGGACUGUAAUCGUGUGUGAUGAUGAUUUUGUACAGCCAAUGAAGACCAAAUGUAAGUGAUUAAUUUAUAAGCGAUUUAGCCAUUCAGUUGCUUUCUCUGAGAGUUGGUGAACUUCAGGUACACUACCUUAACAUUUUAAUAAAUGGGGCAGUGUGAAGAUAUAUGGUCCAUAACUUGUAAGGAGUGAAGUUUGGGGCUACCCCAGCUUAAAUAAUGUUUUACCAGCAUUAUGAAUGUUGUGGUAUUUGCAAUAUGCAAAGCUGUGUUUGCCCAAACCGUUGAUUACUGUAUAGAUAGAUUAUAUAUAUAAAAUACUGAAAAAGUGUUACAGAAUGUUUGAACAUUUAGUCUUAUGGUUACAGAAUGUUUAAAUGUACCACGCUCGAACAAUGGUUAUUAAAAGUUAAUUACAAUGUGAUUAUGUUAUUAUUAAACUGUUAAACUCGUUU
Molecule: messenger RNA, 5390 nt
Organism: Petromyzon marinus (sea lamprey)
Lineage: Eukaryota; Metazoa; Chordata; Hyperoartia; Petromyzontiformes; Petromyzontidae
Product: tumor necrosis factor receptor superfamily member 6-like
Biological process (GO): immune response; negative regulation of apoptotic process; motor neuron apoptotic process
Cellular component (GO): external side of plasma membrane; CD95 death-inducing signaling complex; membrane raft
Molecular function (GO): tumor necrosis factor receptor activity; protein binding
Source: RefSeq, a predicted model, not a curated record